Caenorhabditis remanei is the source of this 1263-nucleotide messenger RNA. RefSeq lists its product as uncharacterized. Bases 1 to 1263 code for a protein of 420 amino acids. Lineage: Eukaryota; Metazoa; Nematoda; Chromadorea; Rhabditida; Rhabditidae. Gene Ontology annotation, cellular component: membrane. Gene Ontology annotation, molecular function: signaling receptor activity. The transcript has 7 exons. The record is from RefSeq and is a predicted model, not a curated record.
AUGUCUGACCACACAGAUGUCUGCCAUAAUCAUGAGAGGUAUCGACUCGUCAGCAAACACAAUCUUUACAAAACCCUCUGGCAAAAUGACUACGUCAUCAACCAUUACAGACCUCCAGCCAUGACAAGAAAGAUGUGCGCAAAGAGCGCCUUCCAUAUCAACAACGAGACAAUCAACACCUGGAGUCAUUUACUCGGAUUCAUCUACUUCACAUAUCAACAAUACUACACAAACUACAUAGUUCUCCCAUCAGUCGGAUCUCAUAAAGCUGAUCAUUUCGUGUUCACUCUAUCAAUAUUUGGAAUGCAAAUGUGUAUGCUUCUAUCAGCAAGUUAUCAUACAUUCGGGUGUACAAGCAUUGAGAUGAGACAGAAAUGGCUGAAAAUGGAUAUAUUCGGAAUAUCGGCGAGUCUUCUUGGAAUGUAUUUGAAUGGAAUUUACACCGCGUUUUUCUGUUUCCAGGACCACCUAACAUCUUACAUUUACAUUCUACUCGGCAUAUUCGUCAUCACUGCUUAUGUACCGACUCGACAAGAUUUCUUUGAGAGGAAGAUUGUUGGCUCCCGAGUCGGUCUCCUUCACAUAAUUUAUUGUAUCAUCAUCACAUUCGGAAUCUGUCCGACAGUUCAUUGGGUGUUCCUUCAUGGCGGAUUUGAUAGUGAUCAUGUUGUUAAAUGGUUCCCCAAUGUCAUUGUACUCUACUCAUUGAUAGCUGCCGCCUUCAUGUUCUAUGUUACAAUGGUGCCGGAGAGACUUUGGCCAGAUUCAGUUCCAAAAGAUUAUGAUUAUCAGGAGGGAGAAUAUGAUGAGAUAUCUCAGGGUUCCGAUGAAAAAGACAAUGACAAAGCUACAGAUUCUGAAGAGAACAACAUCAAGGAUUCAGAUGAAGACGACGAGGGCAAUUCUGUUCCCGGUAAAAAUGUUGAGGAGGGUGAAGGGAUUGAUGACGAUAAUAAUCUUAAUGACGUAGAUGACAGUAGCGACGGAAAUCAAUCGAAAGAAGAAGAUGGUGAAAGCGAAAACUCUGAAGAAGACAGCACCGAGGAUUCAGAUGAAGAUGAGUCAUCAGAAACAGAUGAGAGUCUUCAGAAAGAAGAUCUAUUCCAGAAACCUUCAGAAACUAGCCAUCACUACAAUGACAGAAGAAGAGUCGGAGGGAGAGCUGCGCGUGUUUGGUACACGAGACAAUACCAGUAUUACCAUCUUUCUGUUCAUUAUCUCAUCAAUGUGUUUGUCAAGUUGAGGAGCAAAAUUGAUAUCUGA